This is a messenger RNA of Aspergillus aculeatinus CBS 121060, 367 nucleotides long. RefSeq lists its product as uncharacterized. Lineage: Eukaryota; Fungi; Ascomycota; Eurotiomycetes; Eurotiales; Aspergillaceae. The record is from RefSeq and is a predicted model, not a curated record. The transcript has 2 exons. The coding region runs from base 90 to 356 and encodes 88 amino acids.
CGUCCUCUCGAUUGUCAUUUGACCUCGCUUGCGUUCCGACCCUUUCGAAUCACGCUUCAAGCCCAUGUCUACCGAUCAGUAAACGCAAGAUGGCUCAAAAUCGGGACCCAGCGUUCUGGCGACGCUUCUCCCUUGCCAUCCACCUGGAUGAGGAAUCCAAGGCUUCCACCCCGGAAAAGGAAGUCACUAUAUGGUCGGAUAACUGGAUCAAGGGCCAGGAAAGGAAACGCAAACGAACCAUCCUCUGCGGCUUUCUGAUAUUCUUCCUCAUUGCGCUGUUCGUUGUUGGCGUUAUCGUGGUGGUUGUCUGGCUCAAUGCUCAUCACUGGCUACGGGAGACACCGAGAUCAGCUUGAUGUAGCGGCAG